Messenger RNA from Asparagus officinalis (garden asparagus), 1004 nucleotides. Its product is annotated as transcription factor bHLH113-like. NCBI's taxonomy places the organism in Eukaryota, Viridiplantae, Streptophyta, Magnoliopsida, Asparagales, Asparagaceae. Gene Ontology annotation, biological process: regulation of transcription by RNA polymerase II. The record is from RefSeq and is a predicted model, not a curated record. Gene Ontology annotation, cellular component: nucleus. The transcript has 6 exons. The coding region runs from base 71 to 790 and encodes 239 amino acids. Gene Ontology annotation, molecular function: DNA-binding transcription factor activity, RNA polymerase II-specific; RNA polymerase II cis-regulatory region sequence-specific DNA binding; protein dimerization activity.
AUACAACCGACCUUUGACUUAAAACACUCAAAGCAGGAGCUCUUGAUACUUCUCACUUAUCAAAACUAUCAUGGGAGAUGAUGAUGAUUGCUGUAGUUUCAUGGAGCUCUUGAGUUGUGAAGGUGUUGUUCCCUUUGAUAGGAGACCUAUUGACAGUAAUAAUCAAGAGGCCAUGAUUGAGAUGGGUUAUGAUGAUGGGUUUCUCUUCUCGCCGCCACCACCACCGCCACCAUCUUGUUCUUCAUCAUCAUCCUCUGCUUGUGGGUUCUCUCAGAUGCUCAGCUUUGGGUCACCCAAUGAGGAGCGCUUUCCCUUCAACAAUAAUUCCCCAAAUAGAAGAAGCAGGGCUAAGUCUACUAAGAUAUUAGAGGCUAAUGGUGGAGGGAGGAGUACAGUUGCUACUACUAAUGCUACCAGGAAGCCUACAGCAGGGUCUGCAGGAACCGUUAAGGUAAGAAAGGAGAAGCUAGGGGACAGAAUCAGUGCCUUGCAGCAGCUCGUUUCUCCAUUUGGAAAGACAGACACAGCUACCGUUCUCCUUGAAGCCAUUGGUUAUAUCAAAUUCCUGCAUGACCAAGUUCAGGUUCUGAGCUCCCCAUACUUAUCUAGCCACCAACAUGAGGAGCAAAGGAGGGAGUUCGCAAGAGGGGAUCUGGGGAGCAGAGGGCUCUGCUUGGUUCCGGUGUCCUGUACAGAAAAUGUGGCCAGCAACAGCAAUAUUGGUGCUGAUCUCUGGUCACCAGCUGCUGUUGGAGGAAGCAGCAGCUCCUCCUCUGGCUCUAAGCACUAAAAAGCCUCUUUUCUUCUUCUUCAUCUUUUCCUCUCUUUUUUAUGGGUGUCUGUCUACUGGGGUUUUGUUCCUUUGUUUUUGUUUUUCUUUGUGUGUGUGUGUUGGGUUGGGGGGGGGUCGUUUUGUUCUUUGUUUUAAAUGAAGAGAAUUGAUGUUUAGUGUGGAGAAUUGAAGUUAACUGGAGUAAGAAGUGCGAAGCUAUGUACAUGUGUGU